GGGACCUAUUGAGGAAGGGUAAUUGUGGAUUGGUGACGGAGAAGCAGAGAAAAAGGAAUGGUUAUUUGUGGUGAGGUGACAAAUUUGACUCUCGUGCGUUGACGUUGAUAGAUACAUAGAUAGAACCCUAAUACUCUAAUCUCAUUCGUCUCAAAUCGAUCCAUCAUCGAAACAGAGACUCUGUCUCUCAAUCUCUUUCCCAGUUUCAGGCCAUGCGACCUUGUUCCUCCGCCAUAGCCCUCUCCAGAGAGGACUCUUUUUUCACUUUCAUCUCUCUUUCUAUCGAUUUCACCACCCAUGUCUUCCUCCGAUGCCCAUACCGCACCCACUAAUAUCAACCCCAAAUGUAUCCUCUUCAAUGCUGCAUCCGGUGCUUCCGCUGGAGUUAUUGCUGCUACGUUUGUGUGUCCUUUAGAUGUUAUCAAAACUAGGUUUCAAGUUGGUGUUCCCCAGCUCGCUAAUGGAACUGUUAAAGGUAGUGUGAUAGUGGCUAGUUUGCAACAAAUAUUCCACAAGGAGGGGUUACGCGGCAUGUACCGUGGGCUGGCUCCCACUGUGUUAGCUUUGCUUCCAAAUUGGGCGGUUUAUUUUACUAUGUAUGAGCAGCUCAAAAGCCUUCUUCAUUCUGAUGAUGAAAGCCAUCACCUUUCAGUUGGAUCUAAUAUGGUAGCUGCUGCUGGUGCUGGAGCUGCAACUACCUUGUUUACAAAUCCACUCUGGGUUGUCAAGACUAGACUUCAAACCCAGGGAAUGAGAUCUGGUGUUGUGCCAUAUAGGAGCACACUAUCUGCAUUGAGGAGAAUUGCAAGUGAGGAGGGCAUACGGGGGCUGUACAGUGGCCUUGUACCUGCUCUAGCCGGUAUCAGUCAUGUUGCCAUUCAAUUCCCGAUGUAUGAAACAAUUAAAUUUUAUUUAGCAAAUCAAGAUGACGCAGCAGUCGAUAAACUUGGUGCACGUGAUGUUGCUAUUGCUUCAUCAGUCUCCAAAAUUUUUGCAUCCACAUUGACAUAUCCCCAUGAGGUUGUACGUUCCAGAUUGCAAGAACAAGGGCAUCACUCUGAGAAACGAUACUCUGGUAUGAUUGACUGCAUUAGAAAGGUUUUUCAACAAGAAGGUGUGCCUGGCUUUUACCGAGGAUGUGCUACCAACCUUUUGAGGACAACACCAGCUGCCGUAAUCACAUUCACCAGCUUUGAAAUGAUACACCGUUUUCUUGUUUCACAUUUUCCUUCUGAUCCACAACCUCAUAUUUUAUGAUAUAAUUGAUUAUGGACAUGAUCAUCUAUCAUCUAUAGCAGUAGAUAAAAAACAUUAGCUAGUCCAGCUAAUUAAUGAUUCUCCUGGCGAUGCAUAUACCAUUCUUUAUAUUUUUAGUUAUUGUUAGGUAGAGCAACACAUUAUUAAAGCAACAAUUGAGACUGUUUUCCCUAGUCAAACGUCUGCAAGGUCAUUGUUUGUACUUUGUAGAGAGACCGAUGGAUAAUUAUAGAUUUGAGAAUGAUGAUGACGAUAAAGACAUUAGUAGUAUGAUACUGUGAGGAUGUCAUUUAUUUUAUUUGGAAACUACUGAAUAAUCUUAUCAUAUCA
Molecule: messenger RNA, 1587 nt
Organism: Medicago truncatula (barrel medic)
Lineage: Eukaryota; Viridiplantae; Streptophyta; Magnoliopsida; Fabales; Fabaceae
Product: nicotinamide adenine dinucleotide transporter 1, chloroplastic
Exons: 9
Coding region: 298-1257 (319 amino acids)
Biological process (GO): transmembrane transport; nucleotide transport
Source: RefSeq, a predicted model, not a curated record